This is a messenger RNA of Fusarium keratoplasticum, 1023 nucleotides long. Its product is annotated as NACHT-N domain-containing protein. The coding region runs from base 1 to 1023 and encodes 340 amino acids. The transcript is spliced from 2 exons. The record is from RefSeq and is a predicted model, not a curated record. Lineage: Eukaryota; Fungi; Ascomycota; Sordariomycetes; Hypocreales; Nectriaceae.
AUGAAGACCUCUACACAACCAUCACCAGGCCAUCUUGGCUCAGCUGGCAAAGUUAAACGCAUCGUCGGCAAGAUUCGCCGUCAUACUCAUCCUCCCUCUGUCACCUCCAAGUCCUCUGUCUCUGCUCCAUCCUCCACCCACGCCUCCAGCAUGUCAUCAAAUUGUCCUCUGCGCUGUCACAGAAAUAGCCAGAGUCGUCGCGGGUCGGCGGCAGAAGAGGAGCGCGCACGCGACAUCGCACUAUGGAACGCAGCCUACGAUGCCCUCAAGAAGGACGCUCGAUCCAAUGGCCUCGUGCUCGCCUACGAGAACAUUAUCGGCCACGAACUGCCCGAGGCGCAUAGACCCGGCCAUCAUGGAAACCCGAAUGAGCUGCCGAUGGAUGGCGAACGACGCCUGGAGCUCAUGUCCAUGAUUGCGUCUUCAGGCUUGAACCGCGAAGUUAGCGUUACAUCCAACUCGGAUUCGGGUGAUGACGAUGCUCGUGAGAUUCUUGUUGAGGCGAGAUCUACUGUUGCUUCUUUGAUGCCUCAACAACCGAGCGCCGCUCUCGCUUUUGCGGGAAUCUGCUCUUUAACACCUCUUCUCCUCGACCCUCUCCUCCGUCACGACGACCUCCGCAGCGGCUUCGUCCAUCUGAUAGCCACCAUCCCACACUACAUGAGCCUCGCCCGGUGCACCUACCCCUCAUCAUGGACAUCCGCCGAAGACUAUGAGCGUCUGCAACUACAGGUCCGGCAGACGCUGCUGGACCUGUACCGUCGCAUCCUCGAGUACGAGAUGAACAUUGUCUGCGCCGCAGCGAGCGCCUGGAACAUGGCUGCUCGCAACGUCGUCGAUUGGCAAGGGUGGCGGACUAUGGAUGAUGCUGUUAGGGAGAAGGACGUCGAGGUGAUGGGGGAAAUGGAGAAGUACGGGACUAACGAGGCUAGAGCGCUGAUGGAAGAGAAGAAGAAGCCUGUGCCAGAGGGCGGAGGAAGAGGAAGCAUGUCUUCAACUACAGAUGCUGAAUAUGGGCAAUGA